AUGAUGUCGAACCCGCGAGCCCUGGGCGGUCCUUCAGCCACAGUAGGCGACAGGGAUGGCGAGAUCAUCCAUGGCUUCGAGCUAGAGCCUAGAACGCGCCAGUGA
Plenodomus lingam JN3 is the source of this 105-nucleotide messenger RNA. The record is from RefSeq and is a predicted model, not a curated record. Lineage: Eukaryota; Fungi; Ascomycota; Dothideomycetes; Pleosporales; Leptosphaeriaceae.